This is a messenger RNA of Musa acuminata AAA Group (dessert banana), 966 nucleotides long. RefSeq lists its product as uncharacterized. Gene Ontology annotation, molecular function: protein binding. The record is from RefSeq and is a predicted model, not a curated record. Gene Ontology annotation, biological process: ribosomal large subunit biogenesis. The coding region runs from base 340 to 966 and encodes 208 amino acids. The transcript has 6 exons. NCBI's taxonomy places the organism in Eukaryota, Viridiplantae, Streptophyta, Magnoliopsida, Zingiberales, Musaceae. Gene Ontology annotation, cellular component: nucleolus; preribosome, large subunit precursor.
GUUUCAUUACUUACCUGUCUGGAAAAGGGUAAUGCUUGCUUGAGGUCCAUUCCCGUCGGUGAUGCGCCAGAAAACUCAACUACUGCUUCUCAUAUUACAUGGAAUGUAUGCUCUUCUGGUAAAAUAAUAUGUUCUUCAGUGGAUAAAAGUGAGAAUUAUGCCUUAUUUGGAGGGUAAGUUUCCGUAAGCUGUUAAAGAAAUGUAUAUGAGUUUGUUGCAAUUAUAUUCAUGGGUGACAGCCUCUUUAAUAAAAAUUUGAAAGGUUGUUAUAUUGCCUAAUUUUGGCCUAGUACUUUAAUUUGUGUUUUCUUUUCUCUCAGGAAUGGCAUUGAAUUGAACAUGUGGGAUCUUGGAAAAUGCAGUAAGAUCUGGAGUGCAAAAUCUCCUCCUUCUAAUAGACUUGGUAUAUUCUCUCCAACUUGGUUUACUGCUGCAACUUUUCUGAGUGAAGAUGACCAUAGAAAAGUUGUGGCUGGCACGAUCAAUCAUCAGAUUCGUCUUUAUGAUACUUCAGCACAGAGGAGACCUGUAAUUUCAGUCGACUUUAGAGAAUCUCCAAUUAAAGCAGCUUGUGAAGAUCUAGAUGGCUAUACAGUCUAUGUAGGCAAUGGUUUUGGGGAUCUUGCUUCAUUUGAUAUGAGAACAGGUAUGGUGAAAGCUAAUGAAGGGGAGGGCCCGGAACUGCUUAGUAGUGCAUCUGACAGCAGUAGCAGUGGGCAUGCGGAGUCACUAGCUGCAACUCUUGCAGAACAUCGCCAACAUUUAGUUAGCAUACAGGGACUUGUUGAUCAACUAAAGGAAGUCAUUCCAGCAAUACAGAUGUCAAUUUCAGAUCUCACUGAAGAAGUAAACAAUAUUUUUUCAACCAUGGUAGAUGGGUUUAGUGUGCAAUCAAGCACAACUGUUCAGUGCCAAAGUGCUGGAAGACAGUUGGUGGAUUUGGUAAUUAUCGAUGAGCUUUGUUGA